Messenger RNA from Pteronotus mesoamericanus, 12486 nucleotides. RefSeq names its product ankyrin 2 (gene ANK2). Lineage: Eukaryota; Metazoa; Chordata; Mammalia; Chiroptera; Mormoopidae. The transcript has 51 exons. Gene Ontology annotation, molecular function: protein binding. The record is from RefSeq and is a predicted model, not a curated record. Gene Ontology annotation, biological process: signal transduction. Bases 34 to 12162 code for a protein of 4042 amino acids.
GGGCCGGCCCCCUGACCAGGAGCUGCGGGCGAAAUGGGCAAUGCUGCCCUCUGCCCUUCCUGCCACUCGGGGAGGAGCGUGAGGGCCCGUGGACACGCGCAGCAGGCGGACACAGCCCCCGACUACUACGGCUGCUGCGACAGUGCGGACCCCACGGAGCUGCGGGCGCGGUCGGACAGCAAUGCCAGCUUCCUCCGCGCCGCCAGAGCCGGCAACCUGGACAAAGUCGUGGAGUACCUGAAGGGCGGCAUCGACAUCAACACCUGCAACCAGAAUGGACUCAACGCGCUGCACCUGGCGGCCAAGGAGGGGCACGUGGGGCUGGUGCAGGAGCUCCUGGGCCGCGGCUCCUCCGUGGACUCCGCCACCAAGAAGGGGAACACAGCUCUUCACAUCGCCUCCCUGGCCGGACAGGCCGAAGUCGUCAAAGUUCUCGUCAAGGAAGGGGCCAACAUUAACGCCCAGUCCCAGAAUGGCUUCACCCCCUUGUACAUGGCUGCCCAGGAGAACCACAUCGACGUGGUGAAAUACUUGCUGGAAAACGGCGCCAACCAGAGCACUGCUACCGAGGAUGGCUUCACGCCGCUGGCGGUGGCCCUGCAGCAAGGCCACGACCAGGCCGUGGCGGUCCUGCUGGAGAACGACACCAAGGGCAAGGUGCGGCUGCCGGCGCUGCACAUCGCCGCCCGGAAGGACGACACCAAGUCGGCCGCGCUCUUGCUGCAGAACGACCACAACGCGGACGUGCAGUCCAAGAUGAUGGUGAACAGGACAACCGAGAGCGGCUUCACCCCCCUGCACAUCGCCGCCCACUACGGGAACGUCAACGUGGCCACCCUCCUCCUCAACCGUGGCGCCGCUGUGGACUUCACGGCCAGGAACGGGAUCACGCCUCUGCACGUGGCCUCCAAGAGGGGAAACACGAACAUGGUGAAGCUCCUGCUGGACCGCGGCGGCCAGAUCGACGCCAAGACCAGGGACGGGCUGACGCCGCUGCACUGUGCGGCCCGAAGCGGACACGACCAGGCGGUGGAGCUGCUGCUGGAGCGGGGUGCGCCCCUGCUGGCCAGGACCAAGAACGGGCUGUCCCCGCUCCACAUGGCCGCACAGGGGGACCACGUGGACUGCGUCAAGCACCUGCUGCAGCACAAGGCCCCCGUGGACGACGUCACGCUGGACUACCUGACGGCCCUGCACGUCGCUGCGCACUGCGGCCACUACCGUGUCACCAAGCUCCUCCUGGACAAGAGAGCCAAUCCCAACGCCCGAGCCCUGAACGGCUUUACCCCACUGCACAUUGCCUGCAAGAAAAACCGCAUCAAAGUCAUGGAGCUGCUGGUGAAAUAUGGGGCUUCCAUCCAGGCUGUGACAGAGUCUGGCCUCACGCCUAUACACGUGGCGGCCUUCAUGGGCCACCUGAACAUUGUGCUCCUGCUGCUGCAGAACGGCGCCUGCCCCGAUGUCACUAACAUUCGCGGGGAGACGGCCCUGCACAUGGCGGCCCGGGCGGGGCAGGUGGAGGUCGUGCGGUGCUUGCUGCGGAACGGUGCCCUGGUCGACGCCAGAGCCCGGGAGGAGCAGACGCCGCUGCACAUCGCCUCGCGCCUGGGCAAGACCGAGAUCGUCCAGCUGCUGCUGCAGCACCUGGCGCACCCCGACGCCGCCACCACCAGCGGGCACACGCCGCUGCACAUCUCGGCCCGCGAGGGCCAGGUGGGCGUGGCCUCCGUCCUCCUGGAGGCGGGCGCCGCCCACUCGUCGGCCACCAAGAAAGGCUUCACCCCGCUGCACGUGGCGGCCAAGUACGGCAGCCUGGACGUGGCCACGCUGCUGCUGCACCGGCGCGUGGCGCCCGACUCCGCGGGGAAGAACGGCCUGACCCCGCUGCACGUGGCCGCCCACUAUGACAACCAGGAGGUGGCUCUGCUGCUGCUGGAGAAGGGGGCCUCCCCUCACGCCACUGCCAAGAACGGCUACACGCCCCUGCACAUCGCGGCCAAGAAGAACCAGAUGCAGAUUGCUUCCACUCUGCUCAGCUACGGAGCCGAGACCAACGUGGUCACCAAGCAGGGCGUGACCCCGCUGCACCUGGCCUCCCAGGAGGGCCACACGGACAUGGUCGCCCUGCUCCUGGGGAAGGGCGCCAACGUGCACACGCCGACCAAGAGUGGACUCACCGCCUUACACCUGGCAGCCCAGGAGGACAAAGUGAAUGUCGCCGAUGUCCUCACCAAGCACGGGGCUGACCAGGAUGCCCACACAAAGCUGGGCUACACUCCUUUAAUCGUGGCCUGUCACUAUGGAAAUGUGAAAAUGGUCAACUUCCUCCUGAAGCAGGGAGCGGACGUCAAUGCCAAAACCAAGAGCGGCUACACGCCCCUGCACCAGGCCGCACAGCAGGGCCACACGCACAUCAUCAACGUGCUGCUGCAGCACGGAGCCCGGCCUGACGCCACCACCACGAAUGGCAACACCGCCCUGGCCAUCGCUAAGCGGCUGGGCUACAUCUCGGUGGUGGACACGCUGAAGGUCGUGACGGAGGAGGUCACUACCACCACGACCAUCACCGAAAAACACAAGCUGAAUGUCCCCGAGACGAUGACCGAGGUGCUUGAUGUUUCCGAUGAAGAGGCUUUUAAACAGACUGGUGACCACUUCAUUGAUGGGGAAGUGCUAAGUGACUCAGGUGACGACACGAUGACAGGGGACGGCGGCGAGUACCUGAGGCCCGAGGACCUGAAGGAGCUGGGUGACGACUCGCUGCCCAGCAGCCAGUUCCUGGACAGCAUGAACUACCUGCGCUACAGCCUGGAGGGGGGGCGCUCCGACAGCCUCCGGUCCUUCAGUUCCGACAGGUCCCACACCCUGAGCCACGCCUCCUGCCUGCGGGACAGCACCAUGACUGACGACGCCAUCCUGACCCCGGGCCACCAGGUGUCGGCGCUCACCAAGGAGGCAGAGAGGAACGCUUACCGCCUCAGCUGGGGCCCCGAGAACCUGGACAAUGUGGCCCUUUCUUCCAGCCCAAUUCACUCAGGCCGCGCCUCUCCGUGUCUCGAUCGCGACAACAGCAGCUUCCUGGUCAGCUUCAUGGUGGAUGCCCGCGGGGGCGCCAUGCGGGGCUGCAGGCACCACGGGCUGCGCAUCAUCAUCCCGCCGCGCAAGUGCACGGCCCCUACGCGGGUCACCUGCCGCCUGGUGAAGCGCCACCGACUGGCGACCAUGCCCCCGAUGGUGGAGGGAGAAGGCCUGGCUGGCCGCCUCAUCGAAGUUGGACCCUCUGGUGCUCAGUUCCUGGGUAAACUCCACCUGCCAGCGGCUCCCCCCCCACUUAAUGAGGGAGAAAGCUUGGUCAGCCGCAUCCUUCAGCUGGGGCCUCCUGGAACCAAGUUCCUUGGGCCCGUCAUCGUGGAGAUCCCCCACUUCGCCGCCCUCCGCGGGAGGGAGCGGGAGCUGGUGGUGCUGCGCAGCGAGAACGGGGACAGCUGGAGGGAGCACUGCUGCGAGCACACGGAGGACGAGCUCAACGAGAUCCUCAACGGCAUGGACGAAGUGCUGGACAGCGCCGAGGACCUGGACCGCAAGCGCAUCUGCCGCAUCGUCACACGCGACUUCCCGCAGUACUUCGCUGUGGUGUCGCGUGUCAAGCAGGACAGCCACCUGAUCGGGCCCGAGGGCGGCGUGCUGAGCAGCACCGUGGUCCCGCAGGUGCAGGCCGUGUUCCCUGAGGGCGCGCUGACCAAGCGGAUCCGCGUGGGCCUGCAGGCUCAGCCAAUGCUCAGCGAGCUGGUCAGGAAGAUCCUCGGGAACAAGGCCACUUUCAGUCCUAUCGUCACUUUGGAGCCUCGACGGAGGAAAUUCCACAAGCCUAUCACCAUGACCAUCCCCGUCCCCAAAGCUGCCAGCGAUGUUGUGCUGAACGGCUUUGGGGGAGAAGCGCCGACGCUGAGGCUGCUGUGCAGCAUAACAGGUGGGACCACCCCCGCCCAGUGGGAAGACAUCACGGGGACCACGCCGCUGACGUUUGUCAACGAGUGCGUCUCCUUCACCACCAACGUGUCGGCCAGGUUCUGGCUGAUAGACUGCCGACAAACCCAGGAAUCUGUGGCCUUCGCCUCCCAAGUGUACCGUGAAAUCAUUUGCGUGCCGUACAUGGCCAAGUUCGUGGUGUUCGCCAAGUCCCACGACCCCAUCGAGGCCAGGCUGCGGUGCUUCUGCAUGACGGACGACAAGGUGGACAAGACGCUGGAGCAGCAGGAGAACUUCGCUGAGGUGGCCCGGAGCCGGGACGUGGAGGUGCUCGAAGGAAAGCCCAUCUACGUGGACUGUUUCGGCAACCUCGUGCCGCUGACCAAGAGCGGCCAGCACCACAUAUUCAGCUUUUUUGCCUUUAAAGAGAACAGACUUCCUCUCUUUGUCAAGGUACGAGACACAACUCAGGAACCUUGCGGACGACUAUCAUUUAUGAAAGAGCCAAAAUCCACAAGAGGCCUGGUGCAUCAAGCGAUCUGCAAUUUAAACAUCACUCUGCCUGUCUACAUAAAGGAGUCAGAGUCCGACCAAGAACAGGAGGAAGAGGUCGAUAUGACAUCAGAAAAAAACGAUGAGACAGAGUCGACAGAAACGUCUGUCCUGAAAAGCCAUCUGGCCACGGAGGCCCCGGCCCUGGCCAGCCCGGACUUGCUCUCGGAGGUCUCCGAGGUGAAGCAGGACCUGAUCAAGGUGACGGCGCUCCUGGCCACGGGCGCGGCCGGCAGGGCGGGCGCCCUCGGGGAGAAGGCGCUGGCUGGGGCCGUGGAGGAGGAGCCGGGGGAGCCCUUUGAGAUCGUGGGGAGAGUGAAGGAGGACUUGGAGAAGGUGAACGAGAUCCUGAGGGGUGGGGCCUGUGCAGGGGGCAGCGGCCACGGGCCGGGGCCCCAGCCUGAGGGGGAGCUGGCUGACGAGGAGUGGGUGCUCGUCAGUGACGAGGAGGUAGCGGAGGCUAAGCAGAGGGCCCCCCUGGAGGUCCCCGAGAUCCCCUGUGUAGAGAUUAGGCUAGAGAAGGAAACCCCAGCACAGGGACAGAAGGACGCCACGGGGCUGGUCACCUACCUCACGGAGGAUCUGAACUCCUACCCAGCGGCUCCUGGAGGGGCCCCAAGGCCAGCGCCCCGCGCGGCUGGGGACAAACGCUCUGGAAGCAAAGGAAAGGACGUUCCCCUGGAUGAGAAGCAGGGGAUGCAGACACAGCAGCAACCAGGCCUGGGGAUAAAGAAGCCAGUGAGGAAGAAGUUAAAGGACAAACAGAAGCAGAAGGAGGAGAGUUUACAAGCCAGCGCAGGGAAAAGCGAACUUAAACAGGGCAGUUCAGAAGAGUCCUUAGAGGAAGAGCCAGGCUUGGCGCCGGAGCCUUUGCCCAGGGGGAAGGCCACGUCCCCGGUGGUUGAGGAGACACCCAUCGGGCCCAUCAAGGACAAGGUGAAGGCCCUGCAGAAGCGUGUGGAGGACGAGCAGAAGGGUCGGAGCAAGCUGCCUGUCAGGCUCAAGGGCAAGGAAGAAGGGCCCCGGAGGGUGGGGCCCCGGCCACAGCCGGCCGCAUCACCCCCCGUGAGGCCAGAGAGGCGGGCACCUGCGUCCCCCUCCUCCAGAGCGGACAGACACUCUUCCCUCACCUCCCCGGCCAAGUCCGAGCGGCACCCUCCAGCCUCACCACCAAGUAAAACCGAGAAGCACUCGCCCGUGUCUCCCUCAGCAAAAGCCGAGAGGCACUCUCCCGGGGCCCCCUCAGGUAAACCCGAGAGGCAUUCGCCGGUGUCGCCUUCAGGUAAGACAGACAGACGCCCGCCGGUGUCGCCGUCGGGCAGGACAGAGAAACACCCCCCCGUGUCACCCGGGAGGACAGACAAGCGCCUGCCCGCGUCACCGGCUGUGAGGAUGGAAAAGCACCCUCCGGGGCCAGUCCCCGGGAAGACUGAGAAGCGCCUCUCCGUGUCCCCUUCCGGGAAGACAGACAGGGCAGCGCCAGUGUCCCCCACCUCAAAAACGGAGCGCAUCGAGGAGACCAUGUCUGUCCGGGAGCUAAUGAAGGCCUUCCAGUCGGGUCAGGACCCGUCCAAACACAAGGCUGGGCUGUUUGAGCACAAAGCCGCCAAACCGAAGCAGCUGCAGGAGAAAAACAAACUUCGGGCAGAAAAAGAAAAGGGGCCGAUACAGGCCCAGAAGGAGACACAGAGAACAGAGAGUCAGACCAUCCGACGAGGCCAGAGGUCCCCGGGAGUGGGGGCUGCAGAACCUAGAAGAGGGGCCCGCAGUGCCUUGGGGCUGAGAGAAGACACCACCGGAGGGAAGGAGACCCUCCCCACUGACAGGACAGUGCCCCCCGUGGACCCAUUGCCCAGGGAGGAGCUGGACGAGCGGGGAGACAGGGACCUCCAGAUCAGCCCCGACCGCAAAGCCUCCACCGACUUUUCUGAGGUCAUUAAGCAGGAGCUGGAAGACAACGACAGGUACCAGCAGUUCCGCCGCCAGGAGGAGCCCGAACAGGUGCCGCUGGUCCCUGAGCAGGUGCUCACCAGCCCCUUCCACACAGCCUUCCCACCAGAGCCUGGCAGCGGGCAGCUGCUCCCAGCCCUGAGCUUCCGCCUGGAUGGCAGCUGUGAAAACCUGGGGCAGGAAGGGGCGGUGGUGUCCCCGUGUGGCAGCCUGACGGAGGGGACGCUGCAGGCCAGCUCGGAAGAGAGCUACAAGCACGAGGGCCUGGCAGAGACCCCCGAGACAAGCCCGGAAAGCCUUUCGUACUCACCAAAGCAAAGCCAGGAGCCAGCUGGGGAAAUCAGUGAAAAUGCCACCUUCGUAACAGACGUUCAUUCGGUCGAAGUGCGUCCCUCCACCAAAGACACUCCGGACGGUGCUGUAGAGCCAGGUGCGGCCACUGCAGAGGGUGCGGAGCCCCGGGCCGGGUGUGUGAAGGAGGCUGCCCUGGACCCUUCCAGAGAAACCAGCCCCGAACUGGAGGAUGAUGGCCCAGGCCACCGCUCUGCGUCCUCAGCAAAGGACACGCCCCCUGGGCUGACGGCAGAUGCGCCCUGUGAUGACGGUCCACUUGCCCACGAGACACAGGCAGGACCUGGAGCUCAGGAACCCACCAGCCCCAAGUCCUCGCCGCCUGAGGCCCCUGUGAGGACUGAGCAGCCCCCAGCAGCCCCCCGCAGCCCCCAGGGGCUGGACCUGCCACUGCCCCGCCCCGACGCGGAGGCCCUCAGCCCUGGGGCUGAUGGGUCGCUGGCGGUGAGCCACACGGACUCCCUGGAGGCCAGCCCAGGGCCGGAGGACAACUCCUCACACACAACCCCAGACUCCCUGGAACCCAGCCCCCUGAGAGAGUCCCCCUGCCGCGACUCCCUCGAGAGCAGCCCCGUGGAGCCCAGGGUGAAGGCCGGAGCUCUCCUGGGCCAUGCCCCUCUUCCCGCAGCUGGUGCCAAGACCGAGCUCUUCGCUGAAGCGGCCUCCGUCCGGUCCCGGCUCCUGCGAGACCCUGAUGGCAGUGCUGAGGACGACAGCCUGGAGCAGACGUCCCUCGUGGAGAGCUCCGGCAAGAGUCCCCUCUCUCCUGACACCCCAAGCUCCGAAGAAGUCAGCUAUGAGGUCACGCCCAAGGCUUCCGAUGCAGGCACCCCCAAGCCAGCUGUGAUUCACGAAUGUGCUGAGGAGGAAGACUCUGAAAAUGGGGAGAAAAAGAGGUUCACCCCUGAAGAGGAGAUGUUUAAAAUGGUGACCAAAAUCAAAACCUUUGGUGAACUUGAACAAGAAGCCAAGCAGAAAAGGGGCUGCCGCAAGGAACCGAAGCCCGGAGAGUCUUCCUCCUCUGACCCAGAUGCCGAUGGCUCAGCAGCCGGGGCUGAGCCGCCGCAUGCACCACAUGCACAGGAUGGAAGCGACGUCCCCGUCAUGGCGACCUCAGACGGUGGGAGUGCGUCCUCCUCAGAGAGCGAGCCUGAGCUGGGGCAGCUGAGGGCGGGGGCCGACCCAGGGCUGCUCCCAGAGCCGGCCAUCCGGGUGCAGCCUCCAUCCCCGCGCCCGUCCAGCCUGGACUCAAACUCCAGCCCCGAGGAGGCUCUGUUCCAGCCAGCCACUCCCAAACAGUACACUUUCAAGAUGAACGAAGAUGCCCUGGAGGCACCCGGUAAACCAGAAGAAGAAAAAGAGCGUGACUCUUGUUCGCCUGAAGACAGUCACCCUGAUCCAACCGGAGACCUGGCUCUGCCGCACGGCGAUCUGAGCAGAGAUGCUGACCAACCCGAAACCUGCGCUGGCCAUGGGUGUGUGGUGGGGAGCUCCAGCCGCUCGGCCCCACCCAUCUUCUCGGGUCCCCCUGGCCCCACUGGGGAGGAGCUGCUCAUCCCUGAGGAACUGGCAGCGCCCCAGGGCCCUGAUGAUAAGGACUCGGGAGGAGGAGGGCUCGGGGUUUCCCAAGAGGGACCGCCACAAGCAGGUGGCCCUGGUGAGGGCGCUUCACGUCCGUCCUCUUUGCCUGACUGUACAGCAGCAGAAGACGGUGUCUCCACAUCUGCUACAGCAAAAAUGGAGGUCGCAGAGACUGACCUCGCCCCUGAGAGCUUCCCGAAGGAUGGCCCCACCCUCGCCACCUCCCCGGCCACGCAGACAGAUGGGCUGUCCGUGGGCAUCCCCGGCCACGACUCCUCCGAGGCUGAGGGAGCGGGCGACCCUCAGGCUGUGAGCCCUUAUGAAAACGUGCCCCCCGAGUCCUUUUUCUCUAGUGGAGGCAGCGAAGCCCAAACAGACGCAGGACAUGCAACCUUCCAUGCUUUCGACACGUGCUCUGCGACCGUCACACCCUCUGUGGAUGGUGUGCUGGCGGCCUGCGCCUCCAGUGGGGCUGUUUCAAGCAAAGGCCCCAGUUUUGAGGACCAGGGCCUGGAAGGUGCCUCGGAGGCCACACCGUCCGACUGUGACCCUGUGUCCUCGCAGCCCCACCUGCCUCGCUCUGCCGCUGGCGAGCACGUGAGCCGGAUUGUCAUCACCGCCACAGACGCAGAUUCCGACUGCUGGAGCGAAAUCCGCGAGGAUGAUGAAGCCUUUGAGGCCCGGGUGAAGGAGGAAGAGCAGAAGGUGUUCGGUUUGAUGGCGGACAGACAAUCGCAGGGCACCACCCCGGACACCACUCCCGCGCGGACCCCUACCGAGGAGGGGACCCCGACCAGCGAGCAGAACCCCUUUCUCUUCCAGGAGGGCAAGCUGUUCGAGAUGACCCGCAGCGGGGCCAUCGACAUGACCAAAAGGCCCUAUGCAGAGGAGAGCUUCCACUUUUUCCAGAUUGGCCAAGAGUCUGGGGAAGAGGCCAUCCCUGGCGACGUGAGAGAAGGGGGUGCUGCUGUUGAGCCCCUGCGGCCCCAGACGCCAGCCCUGACCCCAGCAUUUUCAGGAUUGACAGACACAGAUGAGAUCAACUUGCUCCCCAAUGUCCUGAGUGAGGAAGGAGAGGUACCCCCGGCCUCAGAUGGCAGCCUCUGCUCCCAGAUGGGGGCCCCAGCGUCCGAGGAUGCCCUGUCAGCAGAGGGGGCCGUUUCUGUGGGCGCCAAGGGCCUGCCCCCCACACAGGGCAGCAAGGCGCUGGCCGGCCCCGCCUGCCCAGAGCCCGCUGUCCAGGCUGCGCUGGACUUCUCCACGGUCACCAGGUCCGUGUAUGCAGAUCGGGACGAUUCUCCUGACUCCUCCCCGGAGGAGCAGAAGUCCGUCAUUGAGAUCCCCGCCGCAGCCGUGGAGAGUGCGCCUUGUCCCGAGAGCAAGUCCAAGAUCCCCGUCAGAACCGCGGCCCCGGCCCAGGGGGAGAGGGCCCCGCCUCAAGGCCUGCCCAGCCCAGAUGAGGACAGGGCUGAGUCAGAGGAAAGGCCAAAGUCUAAAAUCCCUGUGAAAGCGCCCCUCCAAGGGGCUGGGCAGCAGACCCCGCCCCAGGGCACCGCCCUGCCCAAGACAGUGGCCCCUCAGGGACAGGACGUGCCGAGCAGGGCCACAGACGACAGGGACAGGCAGGAGUCUGGUGCCAGUGCAGGGAGAGCCCGAAGCUGCGCUGAGGCCGAAGCGGCGGGUGGGGCAGGGGCAGAGGCAUCUGGGCUGCAGUCAGAGGGCACGGCCUCGAGCCCCCGGCUGCUGGUGGCCCGCCCACCGGCGAAGGGCAGGGGGACCCCACGGGAGAGCAAGGAGCAGUUCUUGGGCCUGUGCAGGGACUCCCUCGAGUUCUUUGAGGAGAUCAGUGACCAGGCGGCCAAGCUAGUGGACAGGCUGGCCCAGGCAGAGGGGGAGCAGGAGGUGGUUUCCGAUGACGAGAGCAGUAGCACCCUGGACGUGUCCGUGAUCGAAAACCUGCCGCCUGCCGGGGCCGCGCCCCCGGCCCCCGAGGACGUCUUUGACACAAGGCCCGUUUGGGACGAGUCCGUUGAGACUCUGAUUGAGCGCGUCCCCGAUGAGAACGGCCAUGACCGCGCUGAAGAUCAGCAGGAAGAACAGCGGCGGAUGGAGGAGCGACUGGCCUAUAUCGCUGACCACUUGGGCUUCAGCUGGACAGAGUUAGCCCGAGAGCUGGACUUCACCGAGGAGCAGAUCCAUCAGAUCCGAGUCGAGAACCCCAACUCCCUGCAGGACCAGAGUCACGCGCUGCUGAAGUACUGGCUGGAGCGCGACGGGAAACUUGCCACCGACACCAGCCUCAUUGGCUGUCUCACCAAGAUCAACCGGAUGGACAUCGUUCACCUCAUGGAGGCCAGCACCGAGCUGCCCCUGGAGCGCGGCAGCCUCAGCUUUGUGGCCGAGAUGGAGCUGUCCGCCGCGCCGGACCACAGCGAAGGGUUCUCCGCCCUCCAGGAGGAGAUGUCUGUCCCGCACGCAUCCCGGGAAGGCGGGUCCUGCGGCCACCCUCCUCUUGUCUCAGACGAAGACCCCUCCGUCGGCUACUCCACCUCCCAGGACUGCACCCUCAGAACAGAUGGGGACAGCCCAGCAGCCGGGCACAUCCCCCACACUCAGAAGCAGCAGGGGCCUCAGGGCCUGUUGGGGUCGGCACCCACGGAGCCAGCCCUGGAGCAGGAGCACUUUGUGACGACCCCAGGGACGGAAGGGUCAGACACUGAAAAGGCUACGUCUGCACCUGGCUCUCCCAGCGGGACCCCCGAGGAGAGGCGCCACCUGCAGACCCCAUCCCCCGCCCCUGGGCAGCGGGCCGACUCGCCCCUCGUGCAGGAGCCAGAGGAGCCCCCGGGCCCCAGGGGGCGCGGCUCUCCCCGGAAAACCAGCCUCGUGAUCGUGGAGUCCGGGGACGACCAGCUUCCGGCCGUCGAGAGCCUCGAUGCGGACUUGGCCUUCCAGGAGGAGCUCGCGGCCGAGCUGGGUGAGCUGGAGGCCAGUUCCGACGAGGAGGCGACAGUCACCACCAGGGUCGUCCGCCGGCGCGUGAUUAUUCAGGGCGACGACGUGCCGGACGUGCCCCCGGAGACGGCCACGGAGCAGGAGUACGUGGACGAGCAGGGGCGCACCGUGGUGAGGAAGGUCACCAGGAAGGUCAUCAAGCGGUACGUGUCUGCCGAUGGCGUGGAGCGGGAGGAGGUCACCGUGCAGGGACGGCCCCAGGAACCUGUCAGCGUGGAGGAUGGGGACGGCUUCUCCAAAGUCAUAAAGCGCGUGGUGCUGAAGAGUGACACCGAGCAGUCAGAGGUGACCCUGUCUGAGCACGGCACACCGUGCGAGGCCUCGCAGUUCCAGGCGGAGCCCGUGGAGGGCCGGCGGGUCAGCAGAGUCGUCAAGACGACGGUGGUGCGUGGGCAGCGGUUGGAGAAGUGCCUGGGGGACCCCUGUCUCGCCCCUGACCUGCCCUCCGCCAAGGACGACUUUGAAGAGGCGUUGAGUUACGCAGGUAGCCACGCGCGCGUCCACCUCCCCAGCUUAGUAGAGAAUCAGAUCCUGAGCAAGGAUGGAUCGGUCAUUACAAGGACGACGCUCAGUAAGGCCAGCACGCGGAAGAGGGCGGUGGUGAAGGACCGGCAGGGGGCGCACGUGCACCUGGAGCGGCUGGAGGAUGUGCCCGCGGCCCAGGAGCAGGACGCCUUCCAGCGCGACCUCCAGCGACUGCUGCGGCAUUUCUGCCAGGACGGCCCGGAGCAGGAGGCCCAGUGAGGGUGCCCGGGGCGCACGCCAGGACCCCCGCACCCCUUCCGGUGCCUGGCAACCCCGUUUUCUGGCAGAGCAGCCUGUCCGGCCCCGGGACCCCGGUGUCCCCCACUUCAGCACACACGCCGCCCUGGGUUAGCUUGCCCCACCCCCGUUAGCUGUACGCAAAUUUGUGACCAAAGAUAGCACCCUCCUCCUGGGUGCUGUGUCCCCGGCGUCCUGGCCCCCGGGCCAGCCCGGGCACCGGCCACCCUCGUCCCUCACCUCCGCACAGGCUCCACGCCACGCCGUCGACCAGGGCAGCUGCCUGCGCACCUCUUCCUGGGACGU